Messenger RNA from Entamoeba invadens IP1, 2574 nucleotides. RefSeq lists its product as hypothetical. The transcript has a single exon. The annotation marks the transcript as partial. NCBI's taxonomy places the organism in Eukaryota, Evosea, Mastigamoebida, Endamoebidae. The record is from RefSeq and is a predicted model, not a curated record.
AUGAUCCUAUUGAUUACAGUUGUACUUGCUCUUCAAGUUGAUGCAAUUUGGUGCGAAACAAGUGGCUUGAUUUCUUAUAACAAACAAACUUCAACCUGCGCAUUAAUUACAAGGGGUCUAGACAUUUCCAAAGUUGACAGUUCAAAAGUUUCAAUCACGUUCACUGAAAGUUGUUGCUCAACAAACGAAAUAACAUUUGACGAUCGAAGUUAUCCGGCUGACACAAUUUCACAAUUUAAUUUUGCCAAUACGGAAAUAGCUCUUUCUGCUUUGUUUGUACGAACGGGGCUUUCUUCAAGUUAUGUUGAGUUUGGUGACCUUUAUCCGGAGGGUCUUUUUGUUUCGAUGGGAUGCUUCGGAGGAACUUCAGGGUGUCGUACAAGUGUUGAUUAUGGUCAAAUUGGAACCGAAUCUGCUCGUUCUGAGUUCGUUGUCCAAUCUAAAGGCCUCCACCUAUAUUCAGAUAUUGACCAGAUGUGGAUAAUCAGUAAAAAUAAGACUGUUGGUGAUAAACCUUCAUAUUUAUGUAUAGAUGGAACAAAGAAGCAGACAAUUCUUUUUAAAUUUAAUUACGACUAUGUGUUUGGUGAGAACUAUGGAAGUGGAAGGUAUCUCUUCACUGCCAACUCGGCAAUAACGUACAACAUGGCGUUAAAAAAUCCAUCAAACGGCACAGUUUCAUACAUCCAGAAAUUAGUGUGCAACCGAAAUGGAGUUAUCAGGUAUUUGUUAUUCGACACUGGGUAUGCGGGGGUAACAGAUAACACGGAGUGCACAUGCAAGCCAACAACAACUUCAGUCACAAACGAUUACAACUUCAAUUUCCCGGAUUGCAGAUACAAUUCAACUGCAUUUGAUUUGGAUUUGAGUAUGUUGAGUGGCAGCCCGAUAAGUGUCACAAUCUCUCCAACAGCAAAUGUGUGGUAUUCCGCAAUAUUUGGCGCAUCAAAGGCGUACACAGUUACUCCAUUACCAACAAACACAGAUGGAAUCACUUUCACCAAACUCACAAUUGAGAGUGAAAAAUCUGUCACUUUUGAGAUGAAAUGCACAGUCAAAACACUCACAAUAAAUUCAGUUGGGAAUUUCUAUUUCAAAGGAGGAAUUUCAAUUGAGACGGUUUCACUUGAUAGUUCAACAAAUUUUGUAAAUAACAUCCUCUUUUCCGUUGAUGGAAGUUUUGAAGAUAAAAGCAAUUUACUGACAAAAUGUGGGCGACGUGCUGUUCUGAAAACGUCCAUCAACACGUUGUGUGACUGCCGAUAUGAUGGCAGUAAGUUCACAACAAGUGACACAGUCAAUCCAAAUUUGAACCGUGACGACUGUGUUGACGCAACACUUGAAAACGGACUCACUCUUGUUGUUACUGGAAGUAGUUACAAUCCAACAAAAAGUGGGGUGUGGAAAGCAAUCAAAUCCACAAGCCCUGCAAUUGAAAUAUCUCUUGGACAAUUCACGUUGAGUGCAGCGAGUUGCAGUUUUGGUGGAAGUGUCACAAUUCCAAAGUCAACAGUGACAUGCACACAUUUCGACAUUUCACAAAACACACAAAUCACAACACAAGCCACAUUCAGUUUCUCGACAUUCACUGCAACACAACAACUCACAAGAAGUAACACAAGUGGUGUUGUGAAGGUGUUAUCCAGUGGAAGUGUUCCGUCUCUGAGUUCGAUUCAAUACACUGGAAGUGACUUUACCAACUGCUUUGAGUUGAUUUCAUACCAAAGUGAAACACAACAAACACUGGACACGGCAAACACAAAGAUGCUUGGAAAGAAGUUGGUUCGCCACUGUGGAACAUCUACAUUUGAUUAUGGCAUUCUGUGUGUUUUUCUCAAGAGUGAAAUGAACAACAACACAAGUUAUCAAAACGAAGUACUUCACUGCCCAACUAACACAACCAACACAGUAAUUCAGAUAAACACUGCAAGUUACACGCAAACAGUGCAAUUUGAUGGCGUCUUCUCACAGCAAAUCACACAAACUUCUCUCAUAAAAAAAGACGCAAAAGUGUCACAAUUCCAAGACAAAAGUAACACAGUGAUUUGCAUUGACAAGAACUCACUUGAUAAACAAACCAUUUCAGUGUCACAAUCAGCAAGUAAACUGUUUGUGAGUUCUUCAUUUGGCUUUGAAAAUACCGCAAAGGCGAUGAAGGGUGCAACCGAUGGCGUUUCUGUUGUGUACAGUUCUUCAACAAACUGCACAGCCUUUCUUGUCAAAGGCAUCACAACAACAUGUGAGAGUUGCAGAAGUUCAUAUCUUACGAAUGGUCUGUGUUACAAUUACGACAGUUCUUGCACCAACUACUAUCAGGGAGCAACUUCGUCAGUGUGCGACACGUGUGGCAAUGGGUAUGAGGCGUACAAAUACGAGUGUGUCAGUUGUAACACGGGUGGUGCAACAACGUGCACACAUUGUGUUGGUGGGAAGUGUGUUGAGUGCGAUGACUGGAAUCUUGUUGAAAGCGGUGUGUGCAAAGGAGUUGACAGAGUAACAACACUCCUUCAUGACAGAGGAAUCUCACUCAAAUGUGCGAAUGGGUACUACAGUCACUACGAUGUGUGUUUAAAA